AUCUGUUGCCACCGCUACAAGGGCUUGUCGCUGGAGCCACGACUGUCAAUGAGCUUCCGUCGCCACUGCCGUUCAAGCCGCUGCUGCCGUCGAUUUGGAGUUGCUGCGAUUGGAGCCACUAGUGGGGGUGAGUUGCUACUUCCCUGUUGCCGUCCUAAUCAUAUUCAGCGUCCACUGCCCUGAGCUAUUUCUGCCCUUGAGUUCGUUGAGUUCGGAUUCCUUGUGCUACUGUAACUGUCAUUACUGCUGUGGGAACCAACGUUUCUGUUUGGCUGCUGUUGAAGGUCUUCCACCAUCACUGGAGCUGCCCAGAAUCAUCGUGGAAGCUGCCAAGAUAUAUGUCUGAUUUAGAGAUAUUUUGGAGCUAACUAAGGCUUUUAACAUGAAAGAGACUGAGGCAAAGGCAUAUAUAUAUUUAAAAUCCAGACUGAGGCAAAGGCAAAGGCUUUAUGAUUUUGCACUUACAGACUAUGUUUGUUCAAGCUUAGUAUUAUCUGUUUUGAAGCAUGAAAACGAAGCAUUAUCAAAUGCAGAAAAGCGAGCAUCUGAUGAGGUUCAUAGUUUAUCUGAAAGGGUGCAGCGCCUGCAGGCUAGCCUAGGUACCAUACAGAGUGCUAAGGAAGUUCGAGAGGAACAAGUAAAGCUGCAAAAUUCUUGAGAGCCAAUUGAAUUUCUCUUUUCAAAGUACCAGAAGAAACAGCAGAGCUACUUGGGAAAUCUGACCUGUAUUUCUUUAGCCCUGAGCAUCCUCCAUUGACCGAACCAGCUCAGAAAGCCCUUGACUGGGCCGGAUGAGAAAUUGAAGUCAGGUAUUAUGGUUUCUGCCUUUCAGUUCCAUGCCAAAAUUUGUUCAAUAAAUGAGUUAGACUCAUUGUCAGUUCAGAUUUUCCAUUUCGUGUUGUACUACUUUGCAAGUUACUGUUGCACGAAAUUAAAAUGAACUGAAAAGAAACUUUGAGUUGUCUUGUGCCCCAUCUGAAAAUGAUUUUA
Molecule: messenger RNA, 990 nt
Organism: Arachis duranensis
Lineage: Eukaryota; Viridiplantae; Streptophyta; Magnoliopsida; Fabales; Fabaceae
Product: nuclear-pore anchor
Exons: 5
Coding region: 383-658 (91 amino acids)
Biological process (GO): mRNA export from nucleus
Cellular component (GO): nuclear pore
Molecular function (GO): structural constituent of nuclear pore
Source: RefSeq, a predicted model, not a curated record